Messenger RNA from Silurus meridionalis, 1958 nucleotides. It is a transcript of the gene gc, whose product is annotated as GC vitamin D binding protein. The record is from RefSeq and is a predicted model, not a curated record. The transcript is spliced from 5 exons. Lineage: Eukaryota; Metazoa; Chordata; Actinopteri; Siluriformes; Siluridae. The coding region runs from base 252 to 629 and encodes 125 amino acids.
CAGCUCUCUAAAGCCAGACAUUCCCAAAUGGUACGUUUGAGGAAGUAAACCAUGUGGCUGACGAAAUAGCUAAACUUGCAGAACACUGAUGUCAAGUUGAUGCAAGUCUUGACUGUUAUGUCGAAGGGGCUAUAGAAAUCUCAAGUCUUGUUGGAAGGACUCAUCAUUCUCCAAGCAACCAGGCAUUAAACAGUGUUGCGCUGUCCAAGGGGACAAGAGGAAACUGUGUUUGGCCAUGCUGUGUUCAACAGAUGAAUUCCCCCCUGGUGGAGCCUACUCCUGAGGAGAUCUGCACUCAGUAUACUAAUAACCACAGCAACUAUGUUCUAAGAUAUUUGUUCCAGAUUGGGGUGAAACAUGUGUCAGUUUCAUUGCCAGUGCUGACAACUAUUCAGGAUCAGAUGAGAAGCACAGUGGCAGCCUGCCGCUCAGGCAUUAAUGACACUGCAGCAUGUUUAAAGGAAAGCAAAUUGGAGAAAGCAGCGGCUGUGGUUGACAACUUCUGCUCACAGUACUUUAAAAUGGAGUUGCCUGCAUUCAAAACAAAAAAUCAUCUUGAGUUCCAGGGAAAUGAGCCCAAGAGCCAGGCAUGGAUAGAUCUGACUACCAGUUGCUGCUUCCAGCAUUGAUCUGCACAGUUCUGCCAAAAACUGGUGAGCAUGCUCCUGCUUUAUCACAGGAAUGCACAAUGGAACAGAAACGUGUUUAUUACUUCUAGAAAUAUGUAGAAAUUAACUGGGUGCUAUUUUUUAAAAGAAAAAAGAAUCAUUAUUCACACAUCUGCUCUAUUUGUUGUUUUACAAUUUGAUUAUAGAUAUUUGGUCACAUUAAUCUAUUUAAGUUUUAUAUUCUAAAACUUUUCAUGCAUUAAUUUUUUUAACUAUGCAUUGUAUUGUGGCAAAUGUGUAUCUGAUAUUUUAACAGUCCAUUUUAAUUAGCCUUAACGAUUGUGUUCUUUGAUUUUAUUGUCUUUCUCCUAAUGAGCUCCCAUUAGAGACAGCACACAGUAUGAAGACACGGUUGUAAGAACCCAGUUUUGUUCAGAAAAUCCUCUGUAAUCCUGAGAGAUUUUUCUUUUUGCACUUCGAGAAGUGUAAAUGUGUACUAGAUGACCACAUACAGAGACUAACAGCAAUUAAAAAGUAUUCGUCUUCAAAGCGAAAGAUUUCAGUCAAAGAGAGAGUUGGUCAAACAACUAAUUUUCUCAGGGGAGGAAAGAGGAAAAACAGACAGCCGGUCUGGCAGAAAUAAAAAUUCUGAGCACAGAACCCAGACAUGAUGGAAUUGAAUCCAUCCAAACAGGGCUUAACUAAGGGUUGGUCACAGACUAAGGAAGGGUUAAACAAUGGCUUUUAUGUGUUUACCAGAUAUUUCAUGGAAUUUUGUGAAUUAAUUUUGUAAUGCACCCAGCAUGUAGAAAUGAAGGGUAGAUGUUACACCACAGAGGGAUACUUUAAUAAAUCUGUGAAUUAGGAACCAGAUUAAAAAAAUGACCAAAUGUAGCUAUUAAAGGGAUUAUUAUUGUUUAAUUUUUUUGCAAGCAUGGCUAUUAACUGCAUGUAAGAUCAGCUUACCUUCUGCUUCUCAUCAUUUCAGCAGCAAUUACAGAAAUGUCAAGAGCACCAAAACGAUCAGAAGUAAUAGCUAGGGCCACAUGUUGCUGUUAAUUAAUUUAAAUUUCUGUUUGCCUUUAACAUGACAGAAGCGGUCAUUAAGUACGAACACGGCAGUGCAGCUUUAGCGCUUACUGCAGGGUUUCCAUGACAGAUCCUGAGCUUAAUCGAUUGCAUAUUCUGAAUAGAAAACGUUUAAUUAUACGGCAUUUGUUUUCCUCCUGUCCCCACAAGGUUUAUGACGUAAGUGCGAACACUGUUCUAUUAUUAGACCCCCAACACACACACACACACACACACACACACACACACACACACACAAACAGAUGCACAUCAGAAUGUUGG